Messenger RNA from Rattus norvegicus (Norway rat), 4180 nucleotides. It is a transcript of the gene Marcks, whose product is annotated as myristoylated alanine rich protein kinase C substrate. Gene Ontology annotation, cellular component: cytoskeleton; cytoplasm; plasma membrane. The record is from RefSeq and is marked validated. Bases 383 to 1312 code for a protein of 309 amino acids. The transcript has 2 exons. Gene Ontology annotation, molecular function: calmodulin binding. Lineage: Eukaryota; Metazoa; Chordata; Mammalia; Rodentia; Muridae.
CCGCAUCUUAUUAGCAACCAGGGAGAUUUCUCCAUUUUCCUCUUGUCUACAGUGCGGCUACAAAUCUGGGAUUUUUUUUUAUUACUUCUUUUUUUAAAAAACUACACUUGGGCUCCUUUUUUGUGCUCGACUUUUCCACCUUUUUCCCUCCUUCCUGCGCUGCUGCUUUUUGAUCUCUUCGACUAAAAAUUUUUUAUCCGGAGUGUAUUUAAUCGGGUCUCUUCUGUCCUCCUCGUCACCCCCACCCCCUCCCUCCGGUGUGUGUGCCGCCGCCGCUGUUGCUGCUGCCGCCGCUGCUGCUGCUCGCCCCGUCGUUACACCAACCCAAGGCUCUUUGUUUCCUCUCUUGGAUCUGUUGAGUUUCUUUGUUGAAGAAGCCAGCAUGGGUGCACAGUUCUCCAAGACCGCAGCGAAGGGAGAAGCCGCCGCUGAGAGGCCCGGGGAGGCGGCUGUGGCCUCGUCGCCUUCCAAAGCAAAUGGGCAGGAGAAUGGCCACGUAAAAGUGAACGGGGACGCGUCGCCCGCCGCCGCCGAGCCGGGCGCCAAGGAGGAGCUGCAGGCCAACGGCAGCGCCCCGGCCGCCGACAAGGAGGAGCCUGCGAGCGGCGGCGCCGCGACCCCCGCCGCGGCCGAUAAGGAUGAGGCAGCCGCGGCCCCCGAGUCGGGCGCCGCCACGGCCGACAAGGAGGCUGCGGAGGCCGAGCCCGCCGAGCCCGGCUCCCCCUCCGCGGAGACCGAGGGCGCGUCUGCCUCCUCCACGUCGUCCCCCAAGGCGGAGGACGGGGCCGCGCCGUCUCCCAGCAGCGAGACCCCGAAAAAAAAAAAGAAGCGCUUUUCCUUCAAGAAGUCCUUCAAGCUGAGCGGCUUCUCCUUCAAGAAGAGCAAGAAGGAGGCCGGCGAGGGCGCUGAGGCGGAAGGCGCGACCGCCGACGGCGCCAAGGACGAGGCCGCAGCUGCAGCCGGCGGCGACGCGGCCGCGGCCCCGGGGGAGCAGGCGGGCGGGGCGGGCGCCGAGGGCGCGGAGGGCGGAGAGUCCCGGGAGGCCGAGGCGGCGGAGCCGGAGCAGCCGGAGCAGCCUGAGCAGCCCGCGGCGGAAGAGCCAAGGGCCGAGGAGCCGUCGGAGGCCGUGGGGGAGAAGGCCGAGGAGCCCGCGCCGGGCGCCACCGCAGAUGACGCGCCCUCCGCUGCGGGGCCCGAGCAGGAGGCGCCCGCCGCCACCGACGAGCCCGCGGCGUCCGCAGCUCCCUCCGCGUCACCGGAGCCGCAGCCCGAGUGCAGUCCGGAGGCGCCCCCCGCGCCGGUGGCCGAGUAAGCUCCGGGCGCCCUCUUGUAAUUCAAGAACUUUUCCCCCCAAGUUUGUUUGUUGGAGUGGUGCCAGGUACUGGUUUUGGAGAACUUGUCUACAACCAGGGAUUGAUUUUAAAGAUUUUUUUUUUAAUUUUACAUUUUUUUUUUAAAGCAGCAAAUUUUGUUUUCUUUUAAAGCCCCCUUCCCCACAGAUCCCAUCUCAAAUCAUUGUUACCACCAUUCCGACAGGCCGAGGACGGUUUAGACAGCUUCCUCUGCCUUCUUUUGUUUUUGUUUUUGUUUUUUUUUUCUUUACUUUUACUCUUUUUUUUUUGCAUCAGUAUUAAUGUUUUUUGCAUACUUUGCAUCUUUAUUAAAAAAAUGUAAACUUUCUUUGUCAAAUCUAUGGACGUACCCAUAUAUGAAGGAGAUGGGUGGGUCAAAAAGGAAUAUCAAAUGAAGUGAUAGGGGCCACUAUGGGAAAUUGAAACAGUGCAUAACAUUGCCAAGAUAAUAUGCCACUAAAAACGACGGUGUAAAGGCUUAGGGGUUUCCUUCUUUCCUUUUUUUUUUUUUUAAAGAAAGUUAUUACGAUGUAUUUUGUGAGGCAGGUUUACAACACUACACGUUUUGAAUAAGAAGGAAAAAGAAAAGAAUUAAAAACACCAAUACCCAGAUUUAAAAAAAAAAAAUCAUAGUCUUAGGAGUUCAUCUAAACCAUAGGAACUUCCUGCUUAUCUCAUGUUAGCUGUACCAGUCAGUAAUUAUGUAGAACUACAAGUUGUAUAGGCUUUAUUGUUUAUUGCUGGUUUAUGACCUUAAUAAAGUGUAAUUAUGUAUUACCAGCAGGGUGUUUUUAACUGUGAUUAUUGUAUAAAAACAAAUCUUGAUAUCCUUCAGAAGCACAUGAAGUUUGCAAGUCUCCACCCUGCCCAUCUUUUUGUAAAACUGCAGUCAUCUUGGACCUUUUAAACACAAAUUUUAAACCCAACCAAGCUGUGAUACGUGGAAUGGUUACUGUUUAUACUGUGGUAUGUUUUUUUUUUUCUUUUUUCUUUUUUUUUUUUUUUUUUUGAUUACAGCAGACAAUGCUUUCUUUUCCAGUUGUCUUUGAGAAUAAAGGAAAAACAAAUCUUCAGAUGCAGUGGUUUUGCGUAGCACCUCGUCUCUCGUGUUUUGUAAAUACUGGAGGAUCUUUGACCAAUUUGACAUAGAGCUGGAAUGUAACGUUGCUUACAAACAUUGCUAUUCAACUCCUGCUUAAGGUGUUCUAAUUUUCUGUGAGCACACUAAAAGCAAAAAAUAAAUGUGAAUAAAAUGUACAAAUUUGUUGUGUUUUUUUAUGUUCUGAGGCUGACUUCUAGGUCUUAGGUUAACUUUUAGGGAGGCCUUGCAUGCCAUCAAAAGUACAUUUGGCUGUGGUUUUUGAUAAGAAGUUUUCAAGCUCUGGAAUUCAUAAUCAGUGUCAAAUUACAUAUGUGGGAAGAUCUUAUACUGUGUCGAUUGUUAUCAUUUAUCUGCUUUUAAUUUGCAUUUAAAACUGAAAAUUACUUUUACUGUAGUUAUGUAGCAUGCCAAAUUAAGCCACUUAAGACAGAAGUGGCUGGACCCUAAGACUAUUUCAUAAACUGUUUUCUUGUCAUUGCAGGUCCAGAAGCAAGAGUGUUGAGUUCAGACUGCACAUAAGUCAUGAAAAGAUGGCCAAACAUGUUUAAAUGUUGAUGGUUUAUAUGGUAUAAGCCUUAGCGUUUGGCUCACUUCCAAAUUAUUGUCGAAAUGUGCUAUACUUUACGGACAGGUUUCCAUAAGGAAGUAAUGGUGUUCAAUGGACAUAUUGUUAGUUUUGGACCAUUAGCAUAGCUUCGACCUUUUUUUUUUUUCUUUUGAAUCAAAGUGUUAGCAUCUUGUUACUCAAAUGAAAAGAUAAUCCUUUAUAUAUUAAUCCUUACUAGUUUACUUUCUGCUUAUUUUCCAGCUUAUAACUGGAUUUUUUUUACUGGACCCUAAACUGAUUCUUUUUUUAACUAUUGCUUUAUUAAAUGCAAAAUAGUCCACCUGUUGUGAUUUGAGCAGAGUGCCGGGUGGAGUUCAGGGUAAAGUUGAGCCACAUCUGUGGUGGCCUCUCAAUAUUCCAUCAUAUUAAGAAUAACAGCAUUAGCUUUUGGAUAAUGCUCCCUAAUUGAAAUAAUGGAUCAGAACUAAUGGUUCCUUUCCUUUCUAAACAGUCUCCCUGCUAAUGAUACCAAGUAACAUUUGAAAGAGUAAACUUGAUCCUGAGUUUCUUGAGUUCUUGGAAGAUUAAAGUCAAACCUGGUAACCAAAGGACUGAUUUGUGGGUCUUUCCCACUUUAACCAACUUGUUCGAAAACCCCUAGUUGGCCAAAUAUGGUGCCUGGUAUGUAGUAGCACUCAACUGAAAUGGGUUUUUAAAAAAGAAAAAAAAAAUAACUCCUGAACUGAGUAGUUAAAAAUACUGUGUAGAAAAGUAUUCUAUAUUGCUAGGUUUGUUCUUUUAACAGCUGAGAUUUAUUAAGAUGCAUUAUUUUGAUUUUAAUCACUGCCUAAAAACACUUUGGGUGGUACUGAUGGAGUGGUGGAUUUUCCUCCAAAUGGCUAAAUGCAAUUUGACAUACUUUUCAUCCAAAGUUUUGUACAUCCUGUUGUUUUCUAAUGGAAAAAAAAUGUUAAUAUGGCUUUUUUGUACUACUAAAAAUAGCUUUGAGAUUAAGGAAAAUAAAUAACUCUUGUACAGUUCAGAAUCGUGUUAUUAAGUCUGUAUUGGCAGUGUGUACAGUGACAUUUGCUGUGGUUAUGAACACUUAUCUGGAUUAUAAAAAGCAUUUGGUCCAAUUCCUAUUUCUUGUAAAAUAAAGUUUUACCAGUUGAUAUAAUC